CCCUCUCUGAGUGAUUCCCUGUUAUUGUUGGAAGGGGGGGCUUUUUGUAGGACUGGGCCCCGUUUUUUGCGUGGCGACAGAGACUUUAUCUUUGAGAUCUUCCUGAUCUGUUGUGGCAGGAGGGGUUCCCUUUGGGCGGCCCAGAGGGGCUCCCCCACCCACUGCUCCCUGGCUGCAUGAGUGCCCAAGGCAGGAGGCCCUGAUCCGCGGUGGGCCGCUCUCCCCAUGGCUCCUUCCCGGCGCUGCUGAGAUUCCCGGGGCGAGGAGCGGGGCCCGGCGAUGAGUCUGGUGGGGGGCUUCCCGCACCACCCGGUGGUCCACCAUGAGGGCUACCCCUUCGCCGCCGCCGCUGCUGCCGCCGCCGCUGCCGCCGCUGCUGCGGCCACGCGGUGCGGCCACGAGGAGAGCCCGUACUUCCACGGCUGGCUGAUCAGCAGCGGGGGCAGCAGCCACCCCUCGGAGCUGUCCCCGCCCGACUACAGCAUGGCGCUCUCCUCCUACAGCCCCGAGUACGCCAGCGGCGCCCCGGGCGGCCUGGAGCACCACCACCAUCACCACCACCAUCCCCACCACUACGUGGGCGGCGGCGUGGCCCCUCCGGGCAGCGGCGGGGGCCCUCCCGGGAUGUCCGGAGGCGGAGGAGGAGGAGGCGGCGGAGAGGGCCUGCUGGUGGGAGGGCCGCGCCCGGUCAAGCGCCGCGGGACUGCCAACCGCAAGGAGCGGCGCCGGACUCAGAGCAUCAACAGCGCCUUCGCGGAGCUGCGCGAGUGCAUCCCCAACGUGCCCGCCGACACCAAGCUCUCCAAGAUCAAGACGCUGCGCCUGGCCACCAGCUACAUCGCCUACCUCAUGGACCUGCUGGCCAAGGACGAGGCCCAAGGCGAGGCCGAGGCCUUCAAGGCCGAGAUCAAGAAGAACGACCUCAAGGAGGACAAGCGGAAGAAGGAGAUGAACGAAAUUUUGAAAAGCACGGUGGGCAGCAACGACAAGAAAACCAAAGGACGGACUGGCUGGCCGCAGCACGUUUGGGCUUUGGAGCUCAAGCAGUGAGGGAAUCGCAUCGGAAGAGGAGGAGGAGGAGGAGGAGGACUCUCGUGUUGAUGUUUUGGACUCGUCUGGUUUAUUUAUGUGCAAUUUCCCUCCCCCUUGUCUCCCUUUGCAAGAAGAAGGAAAAGAAUCACAAGCAAGGACAUGUGGAUAAUCUGGGAAGGAAAAAUUAAAAAAGCAUUCCGUCUUGGAGCAAGAGGAAAACGGCGGCGGGGUAAGAAAAGGGGAAUGUGGUCUCUCCAAAAGAUAGUGGUUGAAUUUGCCUCUCUUUCCCCCUCCUGCUCUGAAUGUUUCUUUUCUUUGUAUAGGACACACACACACACACACACACACACACACACACACACGAGGGGGGAUAGUCCCGAAGGCAGUCAUUCGUUUGCUAUGUGAAGUGUAUCUGUUGUAAUCCUCGGAGGAAAGUGUUUGGAAGGGGAGAUCCAUUCAAAAUCCUCUCUUUCCCCACCCCAAAUGUCUGUGUCUUGGGUUGUAGAUAGGACUUCAGUGUUGUGGUCGCUCUCUAGUUGGAAGAGAAACAAAAAAGAUUCUCUGAACCGCUCUUUGUUCAUUCAUUCAAUGUGCACUUCGAUCCUCUUGGGGGAAAAAAAUUAAAAACAAGGAUCAUGAUCAUGGUCAUUCAAUGUGGAGUCGAAUUCAUAUCGAAAGGUGUAAACCCUGUACCUACUCAAUAAACCACUGUGUGUGUUAUUUUUUACUAAAAAA
Anolis sagrei ordinatus is the source of this 1767-nucleotide messenger RNA. It is a transcript of the gene HAND2, whose product is annotated as heart and neural crest derivatives expressed 2. The record is from RefSeq and is a predicted model, not a curated record. Gene Ontology annotation, biological process: regulation of transcription by RNA polymerase II; heart development. NCBI's taxonomy places the organism in Eukaryota, Metazoa, Chordata, Lepidosauria, Squamata, Anolidae. Gene Ontology annotation, molecular function: DNA-binding transcription factor activity, RNA polymerase II-specific; RNA polymerase II transcription regulatory region sequence-specific DNA binding; protein dimerization activity.